AUGGAGAAAGCCUCAGUAAGGGGGCGCGAUCCUAACACAGAAAAAUCACACGAAAUACUUGGGGGUAAUAGUGGACAGCAAACUGUCAUGGAAGCUAAAUUUACCAUAAUCACGUUUUGUCAUGGCUUUGGCUUGGGUUGGUUUUCGGUGAUACUGGCUAAACUACAAUCGCCCAUUGAAACUGAGCUGGAUUUCGUGAUCACCUUGAAUGAAGGCUCAUGGAUUGGUGGGCUGAGUUCGCUCGGCGGAGCUACAGGCAAUAUUGUGUAUGGCAUUUUAGCGGAUCUCAUAGGACGAAAAGCUAGCAUCUAUGUGUUGGCUAUACCGUAUAUAAUUUCCUGGAUACUCGUUUAUCUUGCAAAAUCAGUCGAAUUUUUGUAUGUGAGUCGCUUUCUGGCUGGCGUCACAGGCGGCGGCACUUAUGUCAUCAUACCGAUCUUCAUUGGCGAAAUAGCAGAACCCAAAAUACGCGGCCGUUUAACUUCGCUUUUCUCGCUCACUCUAAAUAGUGGCAUAUUUCUUGGUUACAUAAUAACCGCACGUGUACCGUACCAUUAUAUACCCAUAUUGGGUGUAGCUUUGCCACUAAUCUAUAUGUUGUUGGAAAUAUAUUUCCCAGAAACACCAAUGUUUCUGCUGCAGCGCGGCCUGGAUGCGCGCGCUAAGGAAUCGUUGAAAUUCUACCGCAACUUCCAAUCGACUACAAAAGAGAGUUUGCAAGAGUUCGAAGUUGAAUUUGAUAAACUGAAGAGUGCUGUGUCUAGCAGCAAGAAUAGCAUGAGCAAUGUGACCUGGCGUGAUUUUUGUAAUAAGGAAGCUUUCAUUGCCUUUGGCAAUGGUUUCGUUUUGAUGCUGCUCAACACUUUCUGUGGUGCAUACGCGAUACUCUACUAUACAUCGAGCGUUUUUGUACAAGCUCGCACCGAAUUGCAUCCAGACAUUAAUACCAUCAUAGUUGGCUUGGUGCAAGUAACCGGUGUCUAUACGGCAACAAUUUUGGUCGACAGAUUUGGGCGCAGACCUCUGUUGAUAUUCUCAUGUGCUGCCACAAGCGUGGGCAUGGGUAUCUUUGGCUUAUACGGCUAUCUAUUACAAAAUACUACUGUCGUAGUAUCCGUAUUUAGCUCAUGGCUGCCAUUGGUGAAUGUGUGCUUCAUUAUGUUUGUGGCCAAUUCGGGCCUAAUACCAAUACCCUUUGUACUGCUGGUGGAAUUAAUGCCGUCAAAGAUACGAGCGAAAGCGUCAGCCAUUUGUUUGAUCAUAUUUAACAUCAUAGGUUUUGUUCUGAUGAAAAUGUUUCCAAUAUCUUUGGCUGCUUUCGGCUUGUCUGCGCCAAUGUGGCUUUUUGCCGUCACAUGCAUCCUCGGCUUGGUUUACAUUACAUUCUUUAUAAGAGAAACCAAGGGCAUGUCGCUGAAUAAAGUGGAACCGGAAGCGUGAGUUUCAUAUAGUAAUGCAUGGUACAAAGAGAACACAUAAUUUAGCGAGAUUGAGAGUCUUGAAAUUUAGAAUUAAAACUUAGUAGUAAUAAGGCUAGUAAUAAGCUUACCUAUAGCAAGUAAUAAUAAUAAAAGUAGCAGUGAUUUAACAGAGACUUGCGAGUAUCACUCGGCUUGUAGACGUACUGUUCUUUUUUGAAAACUUUUCACCGAGGAUAUUUGCUGUUGCAUUUUCUCAACUGCACAAUCUCAACGCCACUUAAAUCUAGGGAACUAAUUUACACAGGAUCUAUGGCCCUGUUCACGUGUACGAACAGGCGCACUUAGGCCAUGGAAAAGGAGUGAAU
This is a messenger RNA of Rhagoletis zephyria (snowberry fruit fly), 1786 nucleotides long. Its product is annotated as facilitated trehalose transporter Tret1-like. Gene Ontology annotation, biological process: transmembrane transport; carbohydrate transport. NCBI's taxonomy places the organism in Eukaryota, Metazoa, Arthropoda, Insecta, Diptera, Tephritidae. Gene Ontology annotation, cellular component: membrane. The record is from RefSeq and is a predicted model, not a curated record. Gene Ontology annotation, molecular function: sugar transmembrane transporter activity.